GGCAACAUGGUGGAGCGUGUUUCAGUGACGCAGCUGGGAAUGUUUUCCCGCUGGUACCUGUAUACCCUACACGGGUACAUAUGUGAGGUGCUGUUCACAGCGGCCUGGAAUUUCAGCCAGCAGGGCAGCUGGAAGCUGCAGGGCAGCACCAGUGUCUGGGCGCUCUUCAUCUACGGCACAUGCAUCCUCAUCCUGGAGGGGAUGUACCUUCGGCUGCGCAAUCGCUGCCCCCUACUGGGCCGCUGCCUCAUCUACACCGCCUGGAUCUUCGUGUGGGAGUUCAGCACAGGGAUGGUCCUGAGCACAUUCAAUGCCUGCCCCUGGGACUACUCUGAAUUCAGGGGCAGCUACAAGGGUCUGAUCACUCUGGAGUACGCAGCCCCCUGGUUCUUUGCCUCCCUCAUCGCAGAGCUUGUGAUAAAAAACACCCUGCGUCUGAGAAUGGACCAUCCAAGCAGCAGCAGCGCCACGAAGAACACAUGAGCUGCACUUCAGACUGGAAAACAAGCAUGCUGCAGGUCAAACGUAGGGUUCAGGAAUAAAGA
Messenger RNA from Polyodon spathula (Mississippi paddlefish), 545 nucleotides. Its product is annotated as transmembrane protein 229B-like. Lineage: Eukaryota; Metazoa; Chordata; Actinopteri; Acipenseriformes; Polyodontidae. The transcript has a single exon. The record is from RefSeq and is a predicted model, not a curated record. The coding region runs from base 7 to 483 and encodes 158 amino acids.